This is a messenger RNA of Cuscuta europaea, 1707 nucleotides long. The record is from the annotation of a GenBank genome assembly. Lineage: Eukaryota; Viridiplantae; Streptophyta; Magnoliopsida; Solanales; Convolvulaceae.
UGCCGAGGGCUUCGCUAAUUUGCAGCAGGUAGCGAAGUUCAAGCUGUUUACCGAGGCGCCCUCUUCCAACAAGGGCUGGAAAGAUAGAUGGUGCUACGUCCGGUUGUCCGAGAAUCCCUUCCCGAGGGAGCUACGGGACCGCUUUCGGCGCCACGAGAGGGUGGGGAGUGCCGCCCUAGAGAGAGAUGGCCUGAAACUCGCCAAGAUCCCGGAGGGCAAGAAGAAGGUCGUGACGAUCAAAGAGUGCACUCUUGAGGAAGACUUGCAUGCCCUCGGGUUCCAACGGUACCGGUUCAUCGGGGAAAUAGAUGAGAAGUAUCCUGUCUUCACUGAGGCCUUCGGGGGGGCAGGAGGUAUGGAGGCUCUCUUCGCAAUGAAAAAGAAGAAGGAGAGGGCGCAAGCCCAGAAGAAGGAGAAGACGGAGCCCUCGGGUCAAAAGCCCAUUGAUGAGGUUUUCCCGAAGGAGACCGCAGAGCCUUCAGUUGCUGCUGCUCCUGUUACUGCGGCCGGGGGGCCGAAGGCUGAUGUGGCAGCCAAAAAGAAAAAGGGGGGCAAGGGGGUGGAGCCCCCGAUCAAGAAGCAGAAGGUUGCCGGGGACGCCGUUGAGAAGGCGGCCCCCCUCAUAAUACUCGAUGAUCAGCCCUCUGCUGACCCCCCGGCAAUUGAUACUCCGAUGGCUCAGACAGACCUUCCCUCGGGGAAGAUGCCUCGGGAGAUUAUUCGGCUCUCCCUCGCUUCGGGGGCAUCCGUAUUGCCCGGUUCAGCCGAGCCGAUGUCUUUCCUGAGGGGGAUUACCUCGAUGAUGGACAAAGAAGCCCUCUCCACCUAUAACGAUGACGCCCUCGAAGCCAGGGCCCUUCGAUCAGCUCUGACUGCGUGCAUAACCUUCGGCGAGCAGGCCCGAAGGCGAGAGGAGUGGUGCCAUCGUAAGGCCGAGCUAGAGAGGUCUGUGGAGGAGCUGAUUCGUGACAAGGACGCUGCCCUCCGGGAGGUGUGCAAGUUGGAGGAUGCCCUUCGCCAAGCGGAGCUGCGGCUGAAGGAGGCCAGAGAAGAUGGGAAGGCCGAGGGCAGGGCUGAGGCCGAGAGGAUUGCGGCCGAGGAGAGAAAACAAGCUGCCGAGGACGCCGAGAAGGCCAAAGCUGAAGCUGCCGCAAAAGCCCGAGAAGAGGCCAUUGCUGGGUUCACCUCCGAGGGCUGGAAGGCCGAGGGCCAGAGCGAGUGGGUGGCCUCUGUGGUGAAGGCCUCGAUCGAGGAGUGGGUGAGGGGCCCCGGGCUCGACUGGAUGAAUGAGAGGGGCGACACCUACUAUCAAGCUGGCGAGUUCUUCACCCAGCACCUGGUUUACCGGAGGCUCGCCCGGUAUUUUGGCACCUCCCUGGAUGAGUUCAACCCCUCGGUGUACGGCCUCCCCCCAUUGCAGCCAGAUGUUCGGGUCCCCCUCCCCGAGGGAGAAGAGCGCUCGGUGAUUCAUGAUUCCAUGAUGAUGGGCGUCGAUGAUGAUGCCGAGGACGCCACCGGGACGAAGGUUACCUCGAAGCCAUCGGGGGAGGGUGCCCCCGGGAACGAUGCUGUUGAUGUGUAAUAGGCGCUUAGAAAUCCCUGAACACAUUUUGUAAUGAAUAACUUUGAUCCUUCGGCUUCGGCCUGUCUGUAAUGAUUACAUUGACUCUUUUUGUCGUAAUUGAAUGAUUGCCUUCGGGCUUUGUG